AUGGCAACAGCUUCAAAAUCUUUCAAGCUUAGAAACAGGGAAGGAAGCCCAACCACUCGACAUCAUCAUGGCCAGCAUGCCGCAUGUCCCACCGAGUCAAAGGCAGUCAAUCUAGACAGGAGGCAGCAGCUGGUUUGGUCUGGCGUGUUGUGUGCCUACCUCACACGAGGCAUCCCUGUCCAUCUUCAAGCAGCGGAACAAGCGCGACCAGAUACACGGCUCCUCUCCUACAGCCUGAAGCGGCCUGACUGGCUCCUGGCAAAAGAUGCGUCCGACCAGGACUUAUCCCGACAGCGCCAUUCUGUGUGCAUCCGGGAAGUGGGCGACGAUGAGGAUGCCGUUCCGACACUUCGCUUGCUGGGCCCAUUGUCCUACUAUCGCCUGCCACAACUGACCUUUCUGAAGGGCUUCCUCAUCGUGGGCGUGCGGACCUUCAUCAACCCUGGCUGGUCCGAGGAAAUCAACUUGAAGUGCACCAACUGCUCCUCUGUCAGCCAGGUGGUGAUCCGGCCCAUCAACUUUGACCCGAUGUGCCGCAGUGUCUCACAACAAAUGGCAGCUGCAUUGACGGUGGCGGUUCGAGCCGGUGAGGUUGGUUCGAACAUUGACCUGUCCGAUCUGCGAAGUGCGCGGAUGGAGGAUGUGGUUCUCCACGGCAACGUUGCCGGCAUUAACUGCCCUCUUCCCGCAGCAAGCCCCUGUGGUGGCUACGCGGAGGGAGCCUUUGCAGUUGGCGAAGUCAAGGCCUCCUCUUUCGAUGACGAGCACGUCACCUACGUGCUGCAGAGCUCGCGGAGGCUUUCCGGGCACGAGAAGCAGGUCUUCUUCCACCACAGAAGUGCGAUCUGCCUGUAUCCAGGAGGGCCCUCGUCACACGGCUUCCUCGUGGGCUUCGCAGUAGUGCACAUGAAUGUCCUGGACAUGCAGGCCUUCAUCGGCUUCGUUUGCUUCUUCGGGGUAGCGCUCCCUUUGAUCUGCUUGGUAACGGCUUUGCUGCAUUACAACAAGUACGAGAGGUGCAAGCAUCAUGUGAGACACCUACGUUUGGAGUAUCAGCGCGAACAACUCGAGCGGGAGCUCGCCACAGGGGGGAACGAGGAGGAAGCCGAAUUCAGUACACGCAGCCAGCGAAGUGGCAACGCGUCAUCGAGCAGCAGAGAUGCCCAUGCAGGUGCUGCUCGUGGUGCGCUGGAAGAGAGCAGCUACCAGCCCUUGGCUGGCGAGCCUGCCGCAACGAGCUCGGCGACUUGGGGGCAUUAG
Messenger RNA from Symbiodinium necroappetens, 1260 nucleotides. The record is from the annotation of a GenBank genome assembly. Lineage: Eukaryota; Dinophyceae; Suessiales; Symbiodiniaceae.